This is a messenger RNA of Entrophospora sp. SA101, 579 nucleotides long. The record is from the annotation of a GenBank genome assembly. NCBI's taxonomy places the organism in Eukaryota, Fungi, Glomeromycota, Glomeromycetes, Entrophosporales, Entrophosporaceae.
AUGUCAUUAAAAAGCAGUAACAAAUCAUCCAAUCCUACAUUAACUGCCAUUUUGAGCGACAACGAAGAUAAUGAUAUCCAAUUGUUAGAUGAUAACGGUAACGUCAGCAAUAAUAAUGAAUAUGAACUAACAACGUUUUCGUCACCAAUAUCGCCACCACUACCAGUCUUUUCCAACGACAACGAAGAAAACAUUAUUAGUAGCUAUUAUGAGAACCGCUUAUCAGACGCUAAUUCCAUAAUUGUAAAUAAAGAUAAUAAUAAAGACACCUAUGUACGUGUGAAUAGUACAGAUAACAAUAGUAACGAUGGUGGUGAUAAUAAUAGGAUUAACGAAGGUAAAAAUACCAAUACUUCACAAAACCGAACAGAAGUUCUACAAAAAAAAACAUAUGAUACAACAAAAUCUGCAGCAAAACGAUCAAUCACUACCUUAAAAGUUGCACUGACUGGAGAAGAUUUUAAUCCGCACAUACAACCAAAUGAUGUAAUUGGUAGUAUGAUUGGUAUAAUAGUCACAUCUGUAUUUUGUACUUCCAGUGAAAUUAAAAGACUUAAAUCAAUAUUCACCAGAAGAUAA